AUGCCCAAGAGGCUCAGCAGCCCCAAGAGACCAUGGCGGCUGCUGCAGCGACUGGAAGCCGACGACGACGCCGAUGCGCUUGCGAGAACAUUGAGCGAGCUGAAGAACAAGCAUUUGCUGUCGGACCCGCGCGAUGCGACCUCCGCCAUCCGAGCUUCAGGCCGGGGAUUGCUGUGGCCCUGGGCUCUGGAGCUGCUCUGGGAUUUACGGAUGGCACGCCUGGAUUCCAUCAUCGCGUACUCUGCUGCGAUGAAUGCAUGCAAGAAAGGUGGCUGCUGGCCACAGACGGUGCAGCUCCUCAGGUGUGCCCGCGACUCGGUGCUUGCAAUCGACGUCGUGGCUUGCGGCACUGUGCUGAGUGGCCUGAAGGGCAUUGAGCCCUGGCCGCUUUCCCUGACCUUCCUGGCCGAGAUGGAGCAGAAUCAGCAGCUGCACGGCAACCUUGUCGUGCUUGGUAGGGAGUUGCCUCGGCCAGAUGUUGCAUGCUACACGGCAGCGGUCGAUGCUUGUGCAUCCUGGGGAAGUGCCUUGAAGGUCCUCGGAAAGGUGCAGGCAAGGCAUCUCCAAAUCGAUCCCGUGCUGCUGAAUUCUGUGCUUUCCAGCUGUGGCGGUGACCACUGGCCACGGUUGCUAUCCCAGUUGGAUGCUUUCCGAACAGAAUGGAGCGACUGGGGCGACUGGGGCAAGCGCAUCCAGCGCUCUACGGUCACCGGGAAUAUCCUCCAGAAUGCCUUGGCCAAGGCCGGUUUCUGGCAGCUCGGAUCCUCCUGGCUUGCUUGGCAGCAGCUGAAGCCCAACGUAGUGACUUACAGCUGCCUCAUGGCCGCGACCACUCCGUGCCCAGCCGAUUCUUGGCGGCAUGCUGUUCACCUCCUGGACGUUAUGUGGGCCCAGUCCAUCAGAUGCAAUCCAGUUGCACUGUCCGCGGCCGUCGCGGUUCUGGGCGAGAGGUGGCAGCCGAGCCUUGAGAUAGUGGCCCGGCUCUGGGCGAGGCGAUUGGCGCCCGAUGAGGGGCUUGCGCGUUCCCUGCUGGCUACCUGCAGUGGAGGCACACGAUCCAAGCUGACGCUUGGUCUCCUCGGCGCUUUUGGGCGCAUCCGCCUUGACAGCGCCGAGGUCACCGGUGCAGCGGCGCAGGGCCUCGCUCAGCAGGCUCAGUGGCAGCCGGCGGCCGCCAUUGCCGAGAAACUCGAGGGGCAGCAGAUGCUGACGGCCUUCAGCAGCCUCAUCCUCCUCCGUGGGGCGGAUGGAGUCGACGUGGACCGUGCCCUGCGCUGGUGGGCUUUGCUCCGCGAGCGGCGUGUGGUGCUGGACGAGCAGGCAUUCGUGGCAGCCCUCACCGCCUGUGCACGUGGCGGGAGGUGGUGGAGAGCCCUUGGCCUGUUGCGCGACAUGGCGCUGCUGCGCGUGCCAGCGGGCAGGUUCUCCGCGGCUGCUUCCCUCAGUGCCAUGGAGGGUGCUCGGCGCUGGCGGCGAGCGCUGUCCCUCCUCUGUGGGUUUCAGGAGAGAGCGGCCUUGGCGAUGCCAGCGGUGAAUGCCGCAGUGGCCACUUGUGAGAAGGGUUGGAGGUGGUGGGAGGCAGCGCACCUGCUCGCCUCCUUGAGCUCUGGUGGCCUCCAGCCGGAUCAGAUCGGCAGCAACAGCCUUCGCAGCGCCUACGCCGCAGCGGCGCUGUGGCAGCGGGCUUUGGCCUUCGGUACCCGGCACAGGGACGUGGCGGCUCGGCACUCGGUUCCUCUCGGCUUCAAGCUUUCAGAGAUCCGCACUUUCGAGCGGGAUGCAGUCGCUUCUUUUGUUGUAGGCGACCUGGCGUGGAGGGUAGGGCACCUGCACCUGAAAUUUCACCAGCUGAAGCCUGGAUGCCCUGUGUUUCCGUGCCGUGAUGAAGCACUAGCCCCAGACACAGCAGUGUUGUGGGAAAGUGCUGUUAACCAAACGUGGGUCGGUCAUUUUCUUGGGGCCUUGGCUAAGCAUGAGCUUGGCAAGUCAAGGUAUCGUUCACAACCAUGGUGGAUGCACUGCCGGCCGAACGCUGGCGCAAAGCAGUGCAACUGUGCACCGCCCCCUGUCGUGACAGCACGCCAGCUAGAGAAGGCGCCACUUUUGCCCGAGCACAGAAUUAGGGAAUGGUGCUUGAUGUAG
Messenger RNA from Symbiodinium natans, 2142 nucleotides. The record is from the annotation of a GenBank genome assembly. Lineage: Eukaryota; Dinophyceae; Suessiales; Symbiodiniaceae.